AUGUCUGUAAAAAGUACAAAAGGAGGACCAGAUAUUCGACCCUCCACAUCGACCAGCACGUCACCACGAGGGAGGGGCACAGCAGCUGGCAGGUCACCCACCGCUGGGAGAUUCAAAAACAAGGCCCUUCAGCUCAGCCUCUCCAAAAAAUUCUGGACAAAGUCUCCAUCCUCGUCUCAGGAGAAAAAUGCAGAAGGGCAAAAACAACGGCGUGGUAAGAGAAGCCUCAGUAACAGCUCCGUGGUGGCAGCUGCCUACGUCGCCUUCCUCAAUAAACUCUUUGGCCAGGAGAGAGAGCUCAUGCCAGAAGAGCUGGAUGAGCUGCAGGAAGCUUUUAAGGAGUUUGACUAUGACGCAGAUGGCUACAUACACUACAAGGACAUAGCAGACUGCAUGAGGACGAUGGGCUACAUGCCAACAGAGAUGGAGCUCAUUGAGAUCAUCCAACAAAUCAAGAUGAGAUGGGGGGGCCAUGUUGACUUUGAUGACUUCUGCGAGUUAAUGGGACCGAGGAUGGUGGCAGAGACCGCUCACAUGGUCGGACUGAAAGAACUCCGCUGCGCCUUCAAACAAUUUGACUGUAAUGGGGAUGGAAAGAUCACAUCAGACGAGUUAAAGGAGGCCAUGAAGAACCUGCUCGGGGAGAAGCUGAAGAAGGGCGAGCUGGAGGAGAUCCUCGGUGACAUUGACCUUAAUAAAGAUGGCAGCAUUGACUUUGAUGAGUUUGUUAUGAUGCUCUCAGCGCGGUGA
Molecule: messenger RNA, 750 nt
Organism: Boleophthalmus pectinirostris (great blue-spotted mudskipper)
Lineage: Eukaryota; Metazoa; Chordata; Actinopteri; Gobiiformes; Gobiidae
Gene: cabp4
Product: calcium binding protein 4
Exons: 8
Coding region: 1-750 (249 amino acids)
Molecular function (GO): calcium ion binding
Source: RefSeq, a predicted model, not a curated record